AUGCUGGGCAACCUCAUUAUCACCGGUGGCGUGCUGGCGUUGCAUGUUGUGGUGAUUUUCUUGGUGAAAUGGAGGCGCAGUUCCUCGUGGGCGGUGGCCGCCGAGCACAGCUUCUUCCCUGGAAUUCCGUUGCUUCUUCUUGUGAACCUCUUUCUGGGGACCUCCGUUGCGUCCAUGCAGGGGCUCGCGUCGAAGGCGGGGCCCACGCUGGCGCUGGGCAUUGUGAUGUUCGUGGUCUUUGCUGGCGGCCUCGUCGUGGCGCUCUGUGCCUUGAUGGCGAAGGUCCGUCCGACGUUUUACCCCGUUGUUUCACCUGCAUUUGCGACGGCGGCACAAGACUCGUAUGUGGCGGCGUUGGCGCAUCGGUGGCUGCUGCGGGUGUGUGGGAUCUGGCCACCGGCGACCGUGGCGAACAGCUUAUUUCUAGUGCUGGCGAAUCUGCGCAGGUCCCGGGUUGCGUGGGUGACGCUGUGGCUCUGGGCGCCCCCUGCUCGUCUCCGUGUGUGCGACGUUUCCGGUGGGGACGGCCGCGGGGUGCGUCGGCGUUCACGCCGCGCUGAUGUUUUGCCACUUACUCUUCCUUGGCGUCGUCGCGGUGUUUCGCCCCCUCAUCUCCCCGCUGGACAACGGCUACUACCUCGCCGUGAUGCUCGUGAGCGUCUGGCUCCUCGCCGUCAACGUGCAGCUCUUCCUGCACCCCGCCGACCGGCGGGCCCUGUACGCCGAGUGCGGCGCCGCCGUCGUGGCCAUCGCCGCCUUCUCUGUGCACGUCGUGCUGAAGAUGCUGCAGGCGCUCGUGUUUGCCAGAAGGAGGUGGACGGACCUGGACGUGUGAGGCACGCCAGGGGGGCGCUACAGGGAGCCCAACGAGGCCGCACUCUUCUCCACGAUUCCGCACGGGGCGGCGGCGGCGGCGGCGCCGUUGUCUGUCGCGGGAUUCCCACUGGUGGCCCCGCGUGUGCUGAGCCUGGUGGAGCGCACCACCGACGACGGCCUCGGCGACCACGUUCUCCCCGGCCCGCAGCUCCCCACCCCUGUGGCGCGCGAGCUGCUGGCGGACAGCGCGCCCGCCGUGGACGGGCUGUCACGGCCGUUGCUUCCACUGCGCGGGGCGCGGCGGAGGGCGGACGCCUGUCGUUCAGCUCCCUCUCGCUGGGCUCACUCAACUCGGUCGAGCUUGACUUGCUGAGCAGCCGCGGGUCGCAGAAGGACCCGCUGAGGCUGGGGGCGUGA
Trypanosoma conorhini is the source of this 1233-nucleotide messenger RNA. RefSeq lists its product as uncharacterized. The transcript has a single exon. NCBI's taxonomy places the organism in Eukaryota, Euglenozoa, Kinetoplastea, Trypanosomatida, Trypanosomatidae. The record is from RefSeq and is a predicted model, not a curated record. The coding region runs from base 1 to 1233 and encodes 410 amino acids.